Nymphaea colorata (pocket water lily) is the source of this 1393-nucleotide messenger RNA. RefSeq lists its product as uncharacterized. Bases 126 to 1211 code for a protein of 361 amino acids. Gene Ontology annotation, molecular function: flavin adenine dinucleotide binding; electron-transferring-flavoprotein dehydrogenase activity. The record is from RefSeq and is a predicted model, not a curated record. Gene Ontology annotation, cellular component: cytoplasm. The transcript has 4 exons. Lineage: Eukaryota; Viridiplantae; Streptophyta; Magnoliopsida; Nymphaeales; Nymphaeaceae.
CUCCACACCGUCAUUUGGAGACGCGUGAAGCUGUCCCUGACCUCCCUUUGGCUAUCCCCACAAUAAAAGGAAGCCGGCGCGGAGGGAGGGGCACCUGAUCGCCGGAAAUCCUCACCGGACAAUCGAUGGAAUUCGGCGGGAGUAACAAGCGGGUGGUUGUCGUGGGUGGAGGAGCCGCCGGAUCGCUCAUCGCCAGAACCCUCCAAUUCGGCGCCGAUCUCGUCCUCAUCGAUCCGAAGGACUACUAUGAAGUGCCAUGGGCAGCAUUGCGAUGUAUGGUCGAGCCUGCCUUCGCCCAGAGGUCAUUGAUCGAGCACAAGCACUACCUGACCAACGGCAGGGUGGUCACGUCCACUGCCGUCAACGUGUCCGAGAGGGAGGUCGUGACUUCAGGUGGACGGUGCAUUCCUUACGACUAUCUCGUCAUCGCCACAGGUCAUCCUAACACAUUCCCGACGACCCGAUCCGAAAGACUUCAAGAGUUUCAGGAAUCCUAUGAAAAGAUCAGAGCAUCAAGCUCUAUUUUGAUUGUUGGUGGUGGGCCGACUGGUGUGGAACUCGCCGCUGAGAUUGCCGUUGACUUCCCGGAGAAGCACAUUACUAUAGUUCAUAAAGGAUAUAGACUACUGGAAUUUAUUGGCCCAAAGGCUUCAGAGAAAGCGUUGGCCUGGCUGACGUCAAGGAAAGUGCAGGUUUUAUUUAACCAAGAGAUACGUUUAGAGCAGCUUGAUGAUGCGCAAACCGAAUUUGUUACAAGUGAAGGUGUUAAAGUUAGGGUAGACUGCUGGUUCAAUUGCAUUGGGAAGGGCCUCGGGUCUUCGUGGUUAACAGACGGUAUAUUACAGGACUGUCUGAACGAGCGCGGGCAGUUGAUGGUUGAUGAACACUUAAGAGUUGCGGGCAAGAAAAACAUAUUUGCUAUUGGAGACAUCACCGAUAUCCGGGAAAUGAAGCAAGGAUACAUUGCUCGCAAGCAUGCAUUGCUGGCUGCCAAGAACCUGAAACUGCUGCUGGAGGGAAGAAGUGAAAGUGAACUCUACCGAUACAAACAGGGUUCGGCAAAUGCCAUUGUGUCCCUUGGGAGGAAACAAGCUAUUGCUCAGUUACCUUUCCUUACAACCGUUGGGUACAUUCCAGGAUAUUAUAAAUCUAAGGAUUUAUUUGUCGGAAAAACCAGAAAAGAGUUGGGUUUGGAUCCUUCAAGCUCGUGAUCAAUGUGAUGGGUGGGACAUGAGCUUGGGACUACGCAAGCAUAUUAAGCUGUAAAAUUGUAUGUAUUCUCUUACAUGGCAUUGUGUUGCAGCAUAUGCGGAUUGUGCUUUCUUUGUGUAGUUUUCAUGAUUCAUUGUAGUGCUGGACCAUACCAUGAAUAAUUUUUGCUUUUUUUUUUUAA